CUGAUAAUAACGGUGUUUGUUUAAGCUCGACUUUAACGCUUUUAUGGAUCUGGGAAUGGUGAGAACUGGUAAAAAGCCUAGGUAGAGUUAUCAGAGGGCUCAAGCUGAUCUCUCCUGUGCUUCACUCUGUGAUGGCAUCAGAGUCGGUGAAGGUGGUGGUCCGAUGCCGGCCUCUGAACAACAGGGAAAAGGCGCUUAACUGUAAGAUGGUGGUGUCUGUUGAUUGCAGUCACUGCCAAUGUUUUAUUGAGAAGCCGGGAGCCGCCGAAGAGCCGCCUAAGCAGUUCACCUUCGACGGGACGUACUUCAUCGAUCACACCACUGAGCAGAUGUACAACGAGAUUGCAUAUCCUCUAGUGGAGGGUGUCACUGAGGGGUACAACGGCACGAUUUUUGCUUACGGACAAACAGGAAGUGGAAAAUCGUUCACCAUGCAGGGUGUGUCAGACCCCCCAGCUCAGAGAGGGGUCAUACCCAGAGCUUUUGAGCACAUCUUUGAGACCAUCCAGUGCGCAGAAAACACCAAGUUCCUUGUGCGGGCCUCCUACCUUGAGAUCUACAAAGAGGAAAUCAGGGACCUUCUGGGGAAAGACACCAAGCAGAAGUUGGAGCUAAAAGAACAUCCAGAGCAGGGAGUGUAUGUGCGAGACCUCUCCAUGCACACAGUGCACAGUGUAGGAGAGUGUGAGCGGAUCAUGGAGCUGGGCUGGAAAAAACGCUCGGUUGGAUACACGCUUAUGAACAAAGACUCUUCUCGCUCGCAUUCCAUAUUCACCAUCCACCUGGAGAUCUGCAACACAGAUGGUGCUGGUGAAGAUCACUUACGCGCCGGGAAGCUCAACUUGGUGGAUCUGGCUGGCAGCGAGCGCCAGUCCAAGACCGGUGCCACGGGUGACCGCCUACAAGAAGCCACCAAAAUCAACCUUUCCCUGUCAGCACUGGGCAACGUCAUCUCGGCACUGGUGGAUGGACGCUCCAAGCACAUCCCUUACCGCGACUCCAAGCUUACUCGCCUCCUUCAGGACUCCUUAGGUGGCAACACACGCACCCUCAUGGUGGCCUGCCUCUCUCCUGCCGACAACAACUACGAGGAGAGCCUGAGCACGCUGCGCUAUGCCAACCGUGCCAAGAGCAUCCAGAACCGUCCACGCAUCAACGAGGACCCUAAGGAUGCACUCCUGCGGCAAUACCAGGAGGAGAUCAAACAGCUGAAAUCGCUCAUCUCUGGGCAGCUCGGGACUGCAAGCCUCAGCUUGUCGGCUUUGCUAGCAGGUCAGAGGUCACAGGGGAGCUCAGGCAUUCAGUCCAGACCUCAGAGCAGCGAGGAGGAGAAGAUUAAACAGGAUUACGAGGAGAAGCUUGCCAGACUACAGGCAGACUACAACGCAGAGCAGGAAUCCAAAGCUAAGCUUCAGGAGGACAUCACAGCCCUGAGAAUGUCUUACGAGACCAAGCUGUCCAGCCUGGAGCGAGCCCAAGCUAGUCGAGGAUCAGAUGCCUCCACCAAAGUGGUCAGUCCUGUCAACGGGGAAACUCCAGGGGCCUCUGGGGUGUCCCAGGUCAAGUUACAGGAGAGUAGAGAAAACAAGGGAGCUAUUCAAGCAGGUCCAGGGGGAGAGCCCGGGGUUCCCGAGUCAGUGGUUGUUGCUACGCCAGACCCACUGGAUCGGAAACAUGUUUUGGAAAGGCUUCAUCAGCUGGAGAAGGAGUUUGUCGGGGGUGAGCAGGCAAGAAACGAGGAGCUGCGGCAGCGGAGGAGGCAGAGGAAGACUCUGGCUAACCAGAGGAAGAAGCAGCUGAUUGAGGCUUUGAGUCAGUGCAGCGAGGACAGCGAUGUCAUGCUGCUCAACGUCUACGACUCCAUCCAGGAGGAGGUACACGCCAAGAACAGGCUGCUGGAGAACACGCAUAGCAAGCUAAAAGCUGCCAAGUUGGAGAUCCGAGAUCUGCAGGUGGAGUUUGCAGCUGAGCGUGAUGACUACCUGGCCUCCAUCCGGCGCCUGGAACGUGAAACGCAGCUACUACAGAGCCUCCUGGAGCGCAUGGUGACGCUCGUGCGCAGGGACUGCAACUACAGCAACCUGGAGCGCCUGAAGAAGGAGGCGGUGUGGGAUGAGGACAGCGGUGUGUGGAGGCUGCCUGAGGUGCUGGUGCAGAAAACAGCGCUACCUGCAGCAGUGCCGCCGUCGGCAGCCAGCAGUUCUUCCAGACUUCCAGGACGCAGGAAUUCAGCCUCGGACCCAGCGGAGCUUUUCCUGGAGGAGGAGGAUCGUUAUAAAGAGAUGCUGAAUCGCAGCGACAGUGAAAACAUCGCCAGUAACUACUUCAAGAUGAAGCGGGCCAAUCAGCUUUUAUCAGGAGAGUCCAUCUCUAAGUCCAGCCUUUACUCUGCUGUUCCAGGAAAUAUCCCGGCGCAUCAAACGCCUUGCGCAUCCAACCCUGCAGCAGAGGCCCUCCUCCCUCGCCCGUUUCGCCUGGAGUCGCUGGGUAUCGCGCCUGCCAACAGCAAAACCAAGAGAAAAAAGAGCAAGAUGUACGCCUCGUGUGACGGUAUCUGAUCUUCAGUUGUACUGUCUUCAGGAGCGAACAGUAUGGAUUACGCAGGCUCCCUUUUUGUUAUAAGAUCAGAGUGAAGGAGGAACUCUCUACAUCAGGGCUCUCUGAAUUAACAUUUAUUUUCUGCUUAUACGUAUAAGUGUUUAUAUGUAAAAAUAUAGGCCUCCCUUUCAUCC
Molecule: messenger RNA, 2732 nt
Organism: Clarias gariepinus (North African catfish)
Lineage: Eukaryota; Metazoa; Chordata; Actinopteri; Siluriformes; Clariidae
Gene: kif17
Product: kinesin family member 17
Exons: 15
Coding region: 132-2558 (808 amino acids)
Biological process (GO): microtubule-based movement
Molecular function (GO): microtubule motor activity; microtubule binding; ATP binding
Source: RefSeq, a predicted model, not a curated record